Molecule: messenger RNA, 2301 nt
Organism: Eimeria mitis
Lineage: Eukaryota; Apicomplexa; Conoidasida; Eucoccidiorida; Eimeriidae
Exons: 13
Coding region: 1-2301 (766 amino acids)
Source: RefSeq, a predicted model, not a curated record
AUGUAUGCUUGGGUGGCAGACCGGACGGUCUGCGAGCAGCACCUGCUGCUGCCACUAGUUGACGAGUUCGUGCUGCAGCAGCGUGCUGGCUGCAGCACCAGCAGCAGCAGAAACAAAGAAGACAAGCUCCGCCUUGCCGUGCUACUCUACGUCGCUAUCUUUCUCCUCCCGGAGAUCGGCCCCGAGUGCUUUCAGCGAUUUCUCCUUGCCUCCAUCAGCCCUUCCACAGCUUUAUCUCUCUUAGAAUUCCUCUCCGCUGGAGACUGUCUCCGCGAGCGUAUCCUCCCCAAGUGGCAAUCUGUCUAUGCAAGCGAAUACCUCGAGGAGACAAUUUUACGCAACAUCAACAACGCCACGCAGGCACUGGCUCCUCUCCUACAAGCCCUCAGAAAACACGCAACAGGGGGUCCUCAGGAGCCCCCCACGGUGGAGCAGCAGGAGCCCAUGAAAGGGACCCCCAUGCCGCCCCCCAAGCGGGCCCCCAUGGGUGCUCGCUCAGUACUUGGCGGCACGAAGGCGGAGGGUCUAAGACAGAUUCGAGCGAGCUGUGUGGGAUUCCCACGGGCCCCAAAGAGCAGGAAAGGGCUCCAGGUCGUUCUGUGCGCAGACGGGAAGGAGGAGGGGGCCCCUGGAUGGGGUGGGGCCCGCGUCCCCCAAGGGUCUCCUUCGCGGAGACACACAACCCCGGCGGACUGGAGGGGUCCCUUCGGGGGCUCUCAUAAAGCGAGAGAGGAGACAACAAAAGGAGAAGCCACGGCAUGUAUUCCUUUCAACCAUACGCAGCAGUUGCUUCAGGCACCGGAGGCGGGGGAACAGGCAAGCCCUGAGGAUCAACGAGGAGCAAGUGAAAAAGGAGACGGUGAAUGGGAAGAGAAUAAGCAAGAAGACAGUCAGAGAAGUGACUGUCACAGCAGAGACCGCGUAGGGGGAGGUGAUGGGGCGGGAAACAGUGAGGGAGGGGACAGCGGGGGAACUGGUGACGAUGGAAAGAAUGACGAGUCGGUGGAGCCCCUAGAGACAGCUGCUGCCGCACUGGAGAGCCAAUCUAAGUCGUCGUUGGAGGCGCAGACGCGGGUCAUCAUCAUCGUCCCCCAAAAGGAGAAAGAUGAAAAGCAAGACGCACCUGCUGCAAAGGGAAACACACUGCAAGACCAUUGUCGCCAGCGGCAGCAGCAACAGCAUAUGCUGCCGCAGCAGCAGGCGGCGAUAUGCUCCAGCAACGGUGUAGCACAGCAACGAAAGCUGAGAAUCACAGCUCUUCUCGCCUCCUCUUCUCCGCCUCUCCUCUCUCCCCCUCCUGUUGUGCGCGAAACUGCAGCUUCCAUCUGGAGAGCUGAAAGGAUGUUUCUGCGGCUGCAGGGCAAAGGUAGUCAGAGCAAACAGGACCCUCUGUUUGAUCCUGCGGGUGCGAGGAUUUUUGACACUCUGAGGGAUUUGCAGAGAAACGAAAUUAGAGAACAUCUCAAGAAACAUGUCGCACUAAGAAGAGCAACCGCUCGCAUCUCCAGGUUGUCUGUGGAUUCUGCACUGAAGAAGAAGGUUGCAGCCUCUCAACAUCGCGAAUUGUCUCGUGCUGCUUCUGUCGUUGCUGCCAUAAAGAGAACAGCAGCCUUGCUGGUUCAGAAGGACCCAACAACUUCUGGCAGCAACAGUAGCAGCAACGGGUGGAGAGAGGCUGGCUUCCUUAGCUCCAUGUCUCUUGUGGAGACUCGCACCCGCGCUGUGAUAAUGAAAAAGAGAGCAGCGGAGACACUCAAACGGAAGUGUAUGCAAAUACAAGCGGAAAAAGAAAGCCAGAGACUGAAGUUGCAACGAGCAGCAGAAGUUGUGGAAAGGGCCAAGGCUGAGCUCCAAGCAGCAGCACAGCUGUACAGAGAGAGACGCAUUGAAGAUGCACGCAAUGCCAAAGAAGCAGAGAUACUUGUUAGAGAAAAAGACGAAGCAGAUAAGGAGACAGGAGGCUCUGAAGCAGUACGGCAGCAACUUGUGCGGGGAUUGGAGAGGCUCGCCCUGGCCAGGCAGCAGCAGCGCCUUGAAGCAGAAGCUGCAGCACUGCAGGUUCGACGAAGAGAAAAAGAGCAGCGCGAGGCGCUUAAAACAGCAGCAGCAACUGCCAGGGAUAAACGACUCCGUGCCCUGGAUGCAGCAGCAGCAGCAGCGAGGCAAGCAAAGGAAAAAGAAACGGAGGUCGAGACCCAGCGCAAGCGAUUAGCUGCAGCCGCAAUAAGGCAGCACGAGCUGGAGCGGAUCCCAAGGACGCAUGGGGCGAUGCCCUGGAGGAAUUUAGCGAAGGCGCUCUAG